AUUGUGCUUUCUUUCUGCAAUUUCUUCUUUCAUUUUAUGUGUUCUAAACCGUCACUUUCUUCGUCAUUUUUCACAUUUUAUCAGUUCUACUUUUCAUAAUUCAGUUUAAGCAAUAAAGGAAUGUACUACUUAUAGUGUCUGUAUCGAAGCAGUUUGUCCUGGUCAAGCCAGACGUCUGUUUUCUCUCUAAUAUAACAUGAAUUCCUUUUUCAUUUUAAGGUGAACCAAUGUUCUGAGAUUAUUGAAGUCGCGCUUUACGUUACUUAACUCGGGACUCUCAGCCUAACCACUGACCACUGAAGGUCACAUUAUCCGUUUGGUGGUGAAAACAGCCUCCCUGAUUUACAAACCCAGUACAGAUGUCAUGAUACAUUAAGAAGAUUGCCAUGCAUCAUGGCUCAAACUAGAAGGCUUCCUGUGUACGGGGUCUAUCCACCUUGUAACCAUGCAACGCGAAUGGAAGACUAUCUGGUGCGAGUACGAAGUGAGCGUGCUGAGAGAGCCCGCAAACCAGAUAAACCAGAUGACUUCAUUUGUUACUCAGAUACAGAAGAUGAUGAGGAUUUGCUAGUGAAUAAGUCUAAGUUUAAUACUUCGUUUAAUUUUGUUGAUUAUAUUGUGAGCCGACAAACUGGUCUCAGGGAUUUUCGUUGCUUCAAAUCAAAUUUUGCCUCCGAGUAUAUCUCAACACAUGAGAUGUUUAAAGAAUGGACAAUCCCUCUCACACCGAUGAACAAAGUGUUUAGCUCUCAAUGGCUCAGUGACAGACAAAUAGCAUUUGGGACCAAAUGUUACAAGCUAAUGGUGUAUGACGUAGUGACCCAAAAACUUGACCAAAUCCCUCUACUAGAAGGUCGGAGAGAGUUUCGUUCAGAUUCAAUGGAGGACCAGGGUAUUCACACUCUAGAAAUAAACCCCUCCAGAACCCUCCUGACAACCAUUGGAAACAGCGCGAAUGAGGUAGCAGUUUAUAAGCUCCCCACCCUGGAGCCUGUCUGCAUUGGCGAGAAAGGACAUGAUGAUAUGAUUUUUGAUAUGGUUUGGUUGGACGAUGAAUUUCUCGUCAGCGGUGGAAAAGACACAAAAAUGGCUCUUUGGCGUGUUCCACAAUUUAAAAGAUUCUGCCCAACAACAACACACUACAUGGAACCGUUGGUAGUGAAGACUGUCAAAAAUGCAGACAGGGUCAGGUCCUUAGUUUUCAAUCGCUCGCUCAAUGAAAUUGUCGCUCUUACAUUGAACGGUUUUAUUCAUGUUUGGAAAACAGAGGAAUUCAGACAGAAAAUAACUAGGAAGUUACAAUCUAGUCAAGAGAAUGCUUGUAUGGCCAUGCAUGGUAGCGGAACGGUGUAUGCAAUCGGCAGUAAGUCCUAUACUGCAUUGUUGGAUUCUCGGACCAUCCAACCUAUCCGAAAGAUAGUGUCAAAAAAUAAUGGAUACGGUAUCAGAUCGCUCAGUUUCCAAGGUGACAUGCUUACAAUUGGCACCGGCUUAGGAACAAUAUUGUUCUAUGAUUGGAGAGCGGGUAGAUAUAUAGUAUCCAAAGUUAAUUCUAGUCGAACGAUCUCUCUCAAAACAAGCCGUGGAUUUGUGCAAUUCGCAGACAAUGAUUUUGUGGACCAUGGAUUUCAGCAAAAUCUGAAGUAUCUUCCUGCAAUUUAUACGCACUGCUACGAUUUGUCCGGCGUGCGUCUGUUUGCUGCUGGCGGUCCACUCGAUUCGAAUACCAGUGGCCACUAUGCAGGAUUGUGGCAGUGAGGUAUUUUCAUUAUCCUAACUUUUAUUUGUUUGACUUUUUUUUCUCAAAAUCAGGAAUACUUUACCCUAUAUAAUUAACCACCUACUUUUGAUGCUCAGCAGCAGAUUUUGAAUAUUCAUGUGCACAACAAUCGCAAGAAGAGCAUGAUCCCAGAACCCCAUUUUUUAUGCCCCUCCCUGGAAAAUGUGAAAUGUACUGUAAAAAUUCAAUAGGUUUAUAUCUAGAGCUGUGCGAUUAAUGAAAUGUUAAUUGUAAUUGCGAUUAACUUUUUCAAUCAUAAUUGUAAUCAAAUUGAAAAAUUAAUUGUGAUUGACUCCAUGAAAGUUUGAAUUUGAAAUUUUGUUUGUUUAAAUUUGCGUCACUAGCAUACUUAAAGCCUCUAAUAAAAAUAUUGAAGAGAAAGCACCAGCUUUUGCAGUCUUAUGAGCAAUUCUUCAAGAAUUCAUACAAUUUAACUUCGUUUUUGGUCACAAAAACCAAAAAAAUAAAGAUUACAAAAAUUUGAUCAUUUAUCACUUUUUCCCCAAUUUUAAUGCAAAUCGCGAUUGUAACCAUGAUUAAUUUCGUCAAUUGUAAUCAAAUUAAAAAAUCUUUAAUCCCUCAGCUCUAUUUAUAUCUAAUUGAAUUCUAUUUUUGAUUUGGUAUAAGGACAGUUUUUAAACUUCAAAGAUCAAAAAGUUAAAAAGAAAAAAAAUUCACAUAAAGAAAGUAUGGAUCCUUUAUUGCCCGUUAUGAUUUAGUUUGCUACAAAAGAGGAGCAAUUAUAUGUUUUUGAUGAAAAAUUUAGUUUUGAAUUUGUGAAGUGCAGGAGUUGCCAUAACUCCUCGUAACUUUUACUACAUUCUUCCUAAUUAUAUACCAAGUGGAAAAAUAGAUGACUUAAUUCGAAACUCUCCUUGGUCUUCAAAUAAUUCAACUUAACAGGGUUUUAAUGAAUCCUAAAAAAAUUUGUUCAGUAUCUCAAGCCCGAUUGUUUUCACAUUGAUAAAUUAUCAGUAAGUAAGUGAAAAAAAUUUUAUCGUUCAAUAAUCCAUGUUGCAGUGAUGGUUUGGUCUCAUUUACCUAUUUAUCAAUAAUGCUCAUUUUGUGACGUUGCUGUCACAACAAAAAGUAAUCAACCGGGCACAGAGCAUUACUUGAUGUGCUGCAUCAAGUCGCAUGAUGGGCUUUUCCAUUCAAAGUGCCAUGAAAAUUUAGACCCAUCGUUUUUCCCCGUCAAAGAAAUGGUCAAUAAUUUGUUGUAUUUAUAACUUAAAAUUGUCUGUAAAUCUGCCUACAAUUAGUUGUUCACUAUCCUGUUCACUCUUGUAAAUUUUAUCUGGCUGUGUGACCUGCUCUGUGGACUUAUGCCUAGUUCUACCACCUCUUGUUAAAUUUAACCUCCUGAGGAAGCCAAACUUCCAAUGCUUUUUCUUCGGAUU
Messenger RNA from Bemisia tabaci, 3180 nucleotides. The record is from RefSeq and is a predicted model, not a curated record. Lineage: Eukaryota; Metazoa; Arthropoda; Insecta; Hemiptera; Aleyrodidae.